CUGAAAUCUGUUUCUCGUUGUUCUUCUUCAUUUGUUUAACCCUAGAAUACAGGGAAUCAUCUGCAGAAAUGGGUCGAAUCCAUAAUCCUAAGAAAGCCAAACGAAAGAACAAGGGUUCAAACAAGGGCGAGGGAUCUUCAUCUAUUGUUCCGUCUUUGCCAACAAAGGUAUGGCAACCAGGAGUUGAUAACAUUGAAGAAGGAGAAGAGCUUCAGUGUGAUCCAUCUGCUUACAAUUCUCUUCAUGCUUUUCAUGUCGGCUGGCCUUGUUUGAGUUUUGACAUACUGCGUGAUAAACUUGGAUUGGUUCGGACUGAGUUUCCACAUACAGUAUAUUGCAUUGCUGGAACUCAGGCGGAGAAAGCUUCUUGGAAUUAUAUUGGGAUCUAUAAGAUUUCUAAUAUAUCUGGGAAAAGACGGGCUUUGGUUCCCAAAUCAAUUGAUGAAGAUGAUGACAGUGAUGAAGACAGUGAGAGUGACAAGGAGGAUGAAGGAAAAGGUGGUGCAUCUGGGGCACCUGUCUUGCAGCUACGCAAGAUUUCUCAUGAAGGUUGUAUUAAUCGUAUUCGAUCCAUGCCUCAAAAUCCUAAUAUUUGUGUAUCUUGGUCAGAUACGGGCAAAGUUGAGAUUUGGGACUUUGCGAAUCAUCUAAAUGCUUUGGCCGACUCUGAAGAAGGCAUAAGUGGAGGUGCUGCUUUGCCCCCUUCUACUCAGGCUCCAUUGGUUAAUUUUGGUGGCCACAAAGAGGAAGGAUAUGCGUUAGAUUGGAGUCCUCUUGUUCCUGGAAGGCUUGUAUCUGGUGACUGCAACAACUGUAUUCAUUUGUGGGAACCCGCAUCUGAAACAACAUGGAAUGUUGGUUCUAAUUCAUAUGUUGGGCACAUCGCAAGUGUGGAAGAUCUACAAUGGAGUCCCACUGAACCUCAUGUAUUUGCUUCUUGCUCGGUGGACAAAAAUAUAGCAAUUUGGGACAUUCGGUUAGGGAAGAAACCAGCAGCUACAAUAAAGGCACAUAAUGCAGAUGUUAAUGUGAUAUCAUGGAACAGGUUGGCUAGCUGCAUGCUGGCAUCUGGAAGUGAUGAUGGUACAUUUUCAAUUCGCGAUCUAAGAUUGCUCAAGGAUGGAGAUCCAGUUGUGGCUCACUUUGAAUAUCACAAACAUCCAAUCACAUCUAUUGAAUGGAGUCCGCAUGAAGCCUCUACUUUGGCAGUUACUUCUUCAGACAAUCAACUGACAAUAUGGGACCUUUCUUUGGAAAGAGAUGAAGAAGAGGAAGCAGAAUUCAAAGCCAACACGCAGGAGCAAGUAAAUGCACCUAACGAUUUACCACCACAGCUUCUCUUUGUUCAUCAGGGACAAACCGCUUUGAAAGAACUCCAUUGGCAUUCACAGAUCCCUGGAAUGAUCAUGUCUACUGCAGCAGAUGGUUUUAACAUUUUGAUGCCUUCAAACAUAGAGACUGCCCUUCCUCCUGCAGCUGCCAGUUCUUGAAGAACACUUAAAUAGAACCUUUUUUGCCUCUUUAAUUUCCUUCUGAAUCGAAUUUUGGUCUUGUUUUUAGUUAUUUGUUUUUUUCAUCUUUAGAUACGGAUUGUGCUGAAAGUUAUAUAAGUGUGGUUUUGUUUAUUUUUUCAUGACAUUUGAAUAUCUUUUUUUUUUGUUAUGGAUUUCAGGAUUUCUUCUAGGAUCGUAUGCCAUUGUUAAUUAUUGAGACUAACUAGUUA
This is a messenger RNA of Impatiens glandulifera, 1723 nucleotides long. RefSeq names its product protein HEAT STRESS TOLERANT DWD 1-like. The record is from RefSeq and is a predicted model, not a curated record. The coding region runs from base 69 to 1490 and encodes 473 amino acids. NCBI's taxonomy places the organism in Eukaryota, Viridiplantae, Streptophyta, Magnoliopsida, Ericales, Balsaminaceae. The transcript has 12 exons. Gene Ontology annotation, molecular function: protein binding.